Molecule: messenger RNA, 3450 nt
Organism: Mitosporidium daphniae
Lineage: Eukaryota; Fungi; Microsporidia
Exons: 4
Coding region: 1-3450 (1149 amino acids)
Biological process (GO): proteolysis
Molecular function (GO): metal ion binding; metalloendopeptidase activity
Source: RefSeq, a predicted model, not a curated record
AUGGAAGUUGGUAACCCUUUGUUGAACGUCACUGUUCUCCCAGACCCUAUUAAAGGGAAAAGCGACAAGCGGAAAUACAGGCAGCUUCGCCUUCACAACGAGAUUGAGGUGAUAAUAAUUCACGACCCACUUACGGACACUGCAAGUGCUUCGCUAGACGUCGCUGUGGGAUCGUUUAUGGAUCCGCCUCACCGACCUGGACUUGCUCAUUUUUUGGAGCAUCUUCUUUUUAUGGGCACAGAAAAGUUUCCUGAUGAGGCAGAAUAUCAAACCUUUCUUUCGGAACACGGCGGCUACUCCAAUGCAUACACGGAUGACGAGCACACCAACUACUUCUUUGAUGUUGCAUGGCCAUUUCUAGAACCAGCCCUGGAUAGGUUUGCUCAGUUUUUUGUUGCGCCGCUCUUCAGUGCCUCGUGCACGGCUCGUGAGCGCGAUGCGGUGCAUAGCGAGCACCAAAAAAACAUCUCGGAUGACGAGUGGCGUCGUGAGCAGCUCCUCAGGACACUGGCCGACAAGUCACAUCCUUUCCAUGGUUUUGGAACCGGUAAUGCCGAAACCCUUUCUGGAGAGUCCGUCCGUGACGAAAUCAUUUCUUUUUAUUACACACAUUAUCGACCUGCCCGUAUGCGUCUUGCGGUGUUGGGCCGUCAGCCGUUGGAGAUUCUCAGCGGUUGGGUGGUAGAACUCUUCUCUGCCAUUGGGGCUCGCAAUGGGGUAGCCUCUGAGACGCUGUUGUCCGUUUCAGAACUAAAUCUUCCAAUUGCAGCGACCCCAUCAUCAGUCUCAAAGGAAAGUUCGAUUGAUUGCGCAAAAUCCACGCCAUCUUCUUGCACGAGCAUUCAAUGCCCAGGUCCUGCUCUGCCUAUUCUUGGAGAGGCACGCCUCACUCGGAUGCUUUGUAUAAAACCGCUCCGCAGGCUAGAAUUACACUGGACAGCGCGAGAUGUCCGCUUAGUCUGGCAACAUAGACCGCUUGAUUUACUUGCUGAGUGGGUUGGAGACGAACGCCCCGGAUCUCUGUUAUCAUAUCUAAAAUCUGCGCGGCUGGCCUCAUCACUUGAAGUUGGCGUGCAGGAAUUUGUGGGAUUUUCAACUUUCCAUGUCUCAUUUGAGAUUACACAAAAAGGUCUAAAGCAAUGGAAAACCAUUGCCCAGCUAUUCUUUUACUGGCUACGCUUCGUUCUUGGCAAAAUGGACGUGCCAAAGCCCGUAGGCCGCUCUAGUAAUGAUGGCGAUUUUGGACUUUUCAGCGAGAAUUGUUGUACAAAGCCAUUAGAUGGUUUUGAUAGUCAAAGUGACCGCGACACAUCUCCUUUAUUUGCUAUGCGCUGGGCAGAACUCUCUGCAGUGCGUGCACAAGAGUUUGACUUUCUGGAUCGGAUCCAUCCGACAAGCAUGGUUUAUGAGCUCACCGUGGCUAUGCACCGUUAUCCGCCUGCAGAACGGUUACGUGGUCAUGCAGGCUGGAUGUGGGCAAUGCCUAGCCAAGCAUUACUUUGCGAACUCGCUGAGCAAGAUCUGACUCCAGCCCGCUGUCACAUUAUGUUGCUCACAGGCGAUGAAUGUUUGCACGAAGAAGGGGAGGUUUGUUUGAAUUCUGACGAAAAUCCUCAUUUGGCUUUAAGUGAUGGUUUCUCUACUAACGCUGAAAGCGAUAUGGACGAGCAAGAAGAAAGGAGCGAUAUUGAGUCAGAACAAGAAGAAAGGAACAAUGAGGGGUCAGAGCAAGCGGUAGAAAGCGUGAUGAGGGAAUGUUUAACUCAAUUCCCUGAAGUAGAGCCUUGGUAUGGCACACGUUAUGCAACGUGUCUCCUAGAAGCCAAAGAUAUUGAGAUGUUACAGUCUAUGCAUGGUUGCCUUCCAGUGCCUGCAUUUCGCCUACCAGAGCGUAAUCCAUUCAUUGCCACAGCCUCUGAACUUGAGGUUGUUGCGGAUGGAGAGACCUCGCCUUUACCGAAAGAAAUUGCUCCUGGGCUCUGGUUCAAGCGUGACGAUCGCUUUGGACUGCCCAAAGGCAUUCUGUUUCUCUUUUUGCGCCAGUCUCAGCAGGGACAAAGCAGUGAAGAGCGCUUUGCUGAAUUGUUGCUCCGUGGUUCUCUAUUGCAGGAUUUGCUUGCAGAAGAGCUCUAUGACGCUUCUUUGGCUGGGCUCGAGUUUGAGUUUCGACGUUCAGGAGCCUCUGUGGCGUCUUCGAAAGCAAUCUCCACAGGCCUUGUAGUCCAAAUAAGUGGAUUUUCUCCACAUCUUUUGGAGAUGGCUAAACGUAUUGCCACACGUUGUUGUGAAGACCCAGCAACAUUUAAUUCUCGAGCCUCAGAGAUAGCAAUCACGAAGAGCAUGUCACUUGGCGAAGGUGAAUGUAGGUUUUCCACGGAACGUGAGCGCCUUCAGCGACGGCUGCAAGGGGAGUCAAAAGAGGCUUCUUUUAAGCAAGCUAGUGCCCUACUUUCGCUAUUGUUGACACCUACACACCCAGGCCCGGAUGCCGUUCUUCGAGUUAUCGAGGCCAUGGAUGAGCGUAAAAUACGUUUUAACCCAUUCGAUACAUUUGCUUCUCUUAUCCAUGGAAAUUUUACCGAAACUCAGGCACUUGAGCUUCACCGCUCCCUACUUGAUCUAGUCGUCGGCACCACUACAGAUGCACAUCGGCCAAGCAGAGAUUCCAUAUCGACCCUUUCGGCGCUACAUGCACCGAUCAGGCAACUUCCGGAAGGGCGCCCCGUACUAUUAGUACGAAGUGGUGUUCCCGGGCCCAACUGCUGCGUGCACCUUGGAGCCAUUAAGGCGGAAAAAAUCGCAUUACGGAACUAUGCCACUGCAUUGCUGCUGGCUCAAAUAAUGGCAGAGCCUUUCUCUGAUCAAUUGCGUACAAAAGAGCAGCUAGGGUACCUGGUGCGGGCUCAACCGCGCCUCGACGGCAAUGUACAUGGCAUUGAACUGGUAGUGCAAUCCAACGUAAAGGGGGCAGCUUUUCUUGCUCGCCGUAUUUUGGAAUUUGUCAAUGUGGAGCUAUUGGCAAUCCUGAAGGCUAUGCGGAGUGAAGAUAUGGAGCGUCACGGACAAGCGCUCAUUCAUCGAUUGCGAGAAGAACCUACGACGCUUUUAUCGGAAGCAUUGCCAUAUUGGGCCUCCAUUUGGAGAGGUGAUCAGCUCUUCACCCUUGCUGAGGAAACGAGUCAUCAAGUUUCGGAGCUUGCCUCGGAACGCAAUUCCGUCCUCAAAUUCUUCAAGGAACACAUGGUUGAACCUGCGCUACGCCGCAUUGCGCUGGUAGUGGUGGAGCCUGAAGAAUCUAGGGAUCAAGAGGAUACACAUGUGCGGGACCUGGUCAAUUUAGGAUUGCUGCAAGACCCCAUUGUGGUUAGCAUUGGGGCCGAAGAGACCGUUUCGAUGCACGACUCCUACUGCAGCGCUCUGGGAAGGCCAGACGCAUUCUUUUCAAGCUGA